Molecule: messenger RNA, 3365 nt
Organism: Callithrix jacchus (white-tufted-ear marmoset)
Lineage: Eukaryota; Metazoa; Chordata; Mammalia; Primates; Cebidae
Source: RefSeq, a predicted model, not a curated record
GAAGGAGCUGUGGGAAGCUCGCAGCGGGUAUCGGAGCUGAAGCCAGUGGAUUUGGGGGCCCUGGGCUCUCCAGUCGGCUGUGGUGAGCAUGGAGUGGGCAGGAAAGCACAGGGACUUUGAGGGCUCUGGGUCUGCAGAGAGCCGAAAUGACCAUGACUGCCAACAGGAAUUCCAGCAUCACCCACGGAGCCGGAGGCACUAAGGCCCCUCGGGGGACUCUGACCAGGUCUCAGUCAGUCUCUCCACCUCCAGUUCUUCCCCCACCAAGGAGUCCCAUCUAUCCGCUCAGUGAUAGUGAAACCUCAGCCUGCAAGUACCCCAGCCACACCAGCUCCCGGGUGCUCCUCAAGGACUGGCACCCCUACACUCUUUCACCCCGGAAUCCUCAAGAUCCCUCCCCAGAUACUUCCCCAGCCACCUGUCCCCUCAAGACUGCCAGCUUCAGUUAUUUGGACAGAAGCUCUUCAGCGUGCAAGAGAGAAGCCCAGAAGGAGAAUGCGCAAGGUGCAGCCCAGGAUGUAGCGGGGGUAGCUGCCUGCCUCCCCCUUGCCCAGAGCACGCCAUUCCCGGGGCCAGCGGCCAGCCCACGGGGCGUCUUGCUGACCCGUGCCAGCACCCGUGCCCACAGCCUGGGUAUCCGGGAGAAGAUCUCAGCAUGGGAAGGUCGCCGAGAGGCAUCGCCCAGGGUGAGCAUGUGCGGAGAGAUGCAGGAGGGCUCUGGGGGCGAGUGGGCGGCCAGUGAGGGCUGCCCCAGCCUGGGCUGUCCCAGCGUGGUGCCGUCCCCCUGCAGCUCAGAAACCUUUGAUUUCAAGAGCCUCCGGAGGAUGAGCAGGACCUUCUCUGAGUGUUUCUACCCAGAGACUGAGGAGGAAGGAGAGGCGCUCCCUGUCCGGGACUCUUUCUACCGGCUGGAGAAGCGGCUGGGCCGGAGUGAGGCCAGCGCCUUCCUCAGGGGGCAUGGCAGCAGGAAGGAGAGCUCAGCAGUGCUGAGCCGGAUCCAGAAAAUUGAACAGGCCCUGAAGGAGCAGCCAGGCCGGGGGCUCCCCCAGCUCCCCAGCAGCUGCUACAGCGUGGACGGGGGAAAAAGGGAGACUGGAACCUUGGGCCCUUUGGAGGAGCCGGCAGGGGGCGCGAGUGUGGCUGGCAGCCAGGCAGCAGGAGUGGCUGGAGUUGGGGGGGAGGUGGGCCCACUCCCAGAGAGGGAAGGCAGUGGUUCCACCAGGCCCGGAACCCCUGGAAAUAGUCCUAGCUCCCAGCAACUGCCAUCGAAGAGUUCCCCUGAUCCUGCUGUGAACCCUGUCCCCAAACCCAAGCGCACCUUUGAAUAUGAGGCUGACAAGAACCCCAAGAGUAAGCCCAGCAAUGGUCUACCUCCUUCGCCCACACCUGCUGCUCCACCCCCCUUGCCCUCCACCCCAGCCCCACCGGUCACCUCGAGACCCAAGAAGGACAUUCGUGGACACCGCAAGUCCCAGAGCAGAAAAGCCUUCGAGUUUGAGGAUGCCUCCAGUCUGCAGUCCCUGUGCCCCUCUUCUCCCACUGAGAAUGGUACUGAGAACCAACCCAAGUUUGGAUCCAAAAGCACUUUAGAAGAAAAUGCAUAUGAAGAUGUUGUGGGAGAUCUGCCCAAGGAGAAUCCAUAUGAGGAUGUGGACUGAAAGAGCCGAAGAGCAGGACGAAAAUCCCAGCAACUGUCUGAGAACUCCUUGGACUCUCUGCACAGGAUGUGGAGUCCUCAGGACAGGAAGGACAACAGCCCACCCACACAGCUUUCCCUGAAACCCAACAGCCAGUCCCUGCGCAGUGGGAACUGGUCAGAAAGGAAGAGCCACCGGCUGCCACGAUUACCCAAGCGGCACAGCCAUGACGACAUGCUCCUGCUGGCUCAGCUGAGCCUGCCGUCCUCACCCUCCAGCCUCAACGAAGACAGUCUCAGCACCACCAGUGAGCUGCUGUCCAGCCGCCGGGCCCGCCGCAUUCCCCAGCUUGUCCAAAGAAUAAACUCCAUCUACAAUGCCAAGAGAGGAAAGAAGAGGUUAAAAAAGUUGACUAUGUCCAGCACUGAGACAGCAUCACUGAGAGAUGAAAACAGUGACAGCGAGAGCGACUCUGAUGACAGGUUCAAAGCCCACACACAGCGCCUCGUCCACAUCCAGUCCAUGCUGAAGUGCGCACCCAGCUGUCGCACGCUGGAGCUGGAGCUGCUGGAGUGGCAGGAGCGAGAGCUUUUCGAGUACUUUGUGGUGGUGUCCCUCAAGAAGAAGCCAUCGCGAAACACCUACCUCCCCGAAGUCUCCUACCAGUUUCCAAAGCUGGACCGACCUACCAAGCAGAUGCGAGAGGCAGAGGAAAGGCUCAAAGCCAUUCCCCAGUUUUGUUUCCCUGAUGCCAAGGACUGGCUCCCUGUGUCAGAGUAUAGCAGCGAGACCUUUUCUUUCAUGCUGACUGGGGAAGAUGGCAGCAGACGCUUUGGCUACUGCAGGCGCUUACUGCCAAGUGGGAAAGGGCCCCGGUUGCCAGAGGUGUACUGUGUCAUCAGCCGCCUUGGCUGCUUCGGCUUGUUUUCCAAGGUCCUAGACGAGGUGGAGCGCCACCGUGGGAUCUCCGCCGCAUUGGUCUAUCCUUUCAUGAGAAGUCUCAUGGAGUCGCCCUUCCCAGCCCCUGGGAAGACCAUCAAAGUGAAGACAUUCCUGCCAGGUGCUGGCAAUGAGGCGCUGAUGGUGAAUCUGGGAUCUGACCGAUUCAUCCGACAGAUGGAUGACGAGGACACGUUGUUACCUAGGAAGUUACAGGCGGCUCUGGAGCAGGCUCUGGAGAGGAAGAAUGAGCUGAUCUCCCAGGACUCUGACAGUGACUCCGACGAUGAAUGUAAUACCCUCAAUGGGCUGGUGUCAGAGGUGUUUAUCCGGUUCUUUGUGGAGACCGUUGGGCACUACUCCCCUUUUCUGACACAGAGUGAGAAGGGGGAGAGGGCCUUUCAGCUAGAGGCUUUCCGCAAAUCUGUGGCCUCCAAAAGCAUCCGCCGCUGUCUUGAGGUUUUUAUGGAGUCUCAGAUGUUUGCUGGCUUCAUCCAAGACAGGGAGCAGAAGUGUCGGGCAAAGGGCCUUUUUGAGCAGCGAGUGGAGCAGUACUUAGAGGAACUCCCAGACACUGAGCAGAGUGGAAUGAAUAAGUUUCUCUGAGGUUUGGGCAACAAAAUGAAGUUCCUCCACAAGAAGAAUUAAGCCCCCUUCUCAGUAGGCAGAGUCCAGUGCCUUGCAGAGCCUGAAGCCUAGGGAGACGGCCUAGCCCGGGACCCUCUGGGCUGCUAUGGCUGCUCCGCCCCCACAGAUCCCAUCCUCCAAGCCAGCCCACCUCUGCCUUCA